GUGUAUAAGAUCAAAACACGAUCUGAUGGUUCUAUGGAGCGUUAUAAGGCACGCUUGGUUGCCAAGGGUUUUACACAGGAGUAUGGAAUCAACUAUGAGGAGACAUUUGCUCUAGUUGCUCGUCUUACAUCUGUGUGCAGUUUGCUUGCUAUCGCUGCUUUGCGAAGAUGGAAAUUGUUUCAGAUAAAUGUGAAAAAUGCUUUUCUUAAUAGUGACCUAGAAGAAGAAGUUUAUAUGAAACCAUCUCCUAGGCUCAACCAUCCUCCAAAGAAGGUAUGCCGAUUGCGUCGUGCAUUAUACAGUCCACAUGAUACAGCUUUGUUCAUUCGUAAAACUGCUUGGGGUAUGGUUAGUUUACUUCUUUAUGUUGAUGACAUGAUUAUUACUGGAGAUGAUGUCGCAGGUGUUGAGGAGUUAAAACAAUCUCUCAGUCAUAAAUUUGAGAUGAAAGAUCUUGGCAUUCUGAGCUGUUUUUUGGGGCUUGAAGUGACCUCUUCAAAUGAUGGCUACCUGCUUUCUCAAGUAAAGUAUGCCUCCGAUCUUAUUUCUAAAGCUGAACUCAAUGAUGGUAAAAGUGUUUCUACACCUCUUGAAUCUAAUGUCAAGCUUACACCUAUGGAUGGCUCUCCACUUUCUGAUCCUACUCACUAUCGACAAUUGGUUGGUAGUCUGGUUUGUCUUACUACGACACGCCCUGAUAUAGCAUAUGCAGUUCACAUUGUUAGUCAGUUUAUGACUGCUCCUCGCUCCACUCAUUAUGCAGCAGUACUUCGCAUUAUUCGAUAUGUUAAGGGAACAUCAUUUCAUGGACUCCAUUUUUCUGCCAACUCCUCCCUUAUGCUUCGCGCUUACUCUGAUGCUGAUUGGGCUGGUGAUCCUUCUGAUCGUAGAUCUACCACUAGUUAUUGUCUUUUCCUUGGUAAUUCUCUUAUCUCUUGGUGGAGUAAGAAAUAAACUAUUCCAUCUCGCUCUAGUAUUGAAGCUGAGUAUAGAGCUCUCGGGGAUACCACAUCAGAACUUCUUUCAUUGCGGUGGCUUCUUGAAGAUAUGGGCAUUCCUCAACCUUUUUCUACUGAUUUAUAUUGUGAUAAUCAAAGUGCUAUGUAAAUUGCUCAUAAUGAUGUCUUUCAUGAACGCACUAAACACAUUGAGGUUGA
Molecule: messenger RNA, 1157 nt
Organism: Rubroshorea leprosula
Lineage: Eukaryota; Viridiplantae; Streptophyta; Magnoliopsida; Malvales; Dipterocarpaceae
Source: the annotation of a GenBank genome assembly